Molecule: messenger RNA, 2696 nt
Organism: Chionomys nivalis (European snow vole)
Lineage: Eukaryota; Metazoa; Chordata; Mammalia; Rodentia; Cricetidae
Gene: G6pc3
Product: glucose-6-phosphatase catalytic subunit 3
Exons: 6
Coding region: 146-1186 (346 amino acids)
Biological process (GO): gluconeogenesis; glucose 6-phosphate metabolic process
Cellular component (GO): membrane
Molecular function (GO): glucose-6-phosphatase activity
Source: RefSeq, a predicted model, not a curated record
ACCCCUGGUGGGGAGGGCGGUCUCGGGGUCCCGGGGCUAGAAAACGGGGGCGAUCUAGAGGGCUAGCAGGUAGCGGCUUGGUUUUGCCAGGGCUCCUCCGUUUGCUCCCUGCAACGAACCCAGCCUGACGGGCCCCUGAUUCACCAUGGAGUCCACGCUGACCGCGGGCAUCGCGAUGGCUGAAGCGCUGCAGAACCGGCUCCCAGGGCUAGAGAAUACGUGGCUCUGGGUCACCUUUCUGGGAGAUCCCAAGAACCUCUUUACGUUUUUCUUCCCUGCGGCCUACUACGCCUCUCGCCGACUGGGCAUCUCCGUGCUCUGGAUCACCUUCAUUACUGAGUGGCUCAACCUCGUCUUCAAGUGGUUUCUGUUUGGAGACAGGCCCUUUUGGUGGGUGCAUGAGUCUGGGUACUCCAGCCAGACUCCAAUCCAGGUUCACCAGUUCCCAUCUUCUUGUGAGACUGGCCCAGGCAGUCCUUCUGGCCAUUGCAUGAUCACGGGAGCAGCUCUCUGGCCCAUAAUGACAGCCAUUUCUUCUCAGGUGGCCUCCCGGUCCCGCAGCCCCUGGGUAAGGGUGAUUCCUGGCCUGGCUUACUGCACCUUCCUGUUGGCUGUCGGCCUCUCUCGGGUCUUCCUCUUAGCACAUUUCCCUCACCAGGUGUUGGGCGGCCUGAUAAGUGGUGCUGUCCUUGGCUGGCUGAUGACCCCCCGGGUGCCCAUGGAACGGGAACUUAGCUUCUAUGGGUUGACCGCUCUGACCCUCAUGCUGGGGGCUAGCCUCAUGUACUGGACUCUCUUUACACUGGGCCUGGAUCUCUCCUGGUCCAUCAACCUGGCUUCCAAGUGGUGUGAGCGGCCCGAGUGGGUGCAUUUGGACAGCCGGCCCUUUGCCUCACUGAGCCGUGACUCAGGAGCUGCCCUGGGGAUGGGUAUUGCCCUACACUCUCCCUGUUAUGCCCAGAUACGGCGGGUACACCUAAGAAAUGGCCAGAAGAUAGCCUGCUUUAUGCUGGCCAUUGGGCUGCUGGUCAUUCUGGAAUGGCUGGGUCACCCACCUCAGAUCAGCCUCUUCUACAUCUUCAACUUCCUCAAACAUACCCUCUGGCCCUGCCUGGUCUUGGCCCUUGUGCCCUGGCUAGUGCACACAUUCAGUGCCCAGGGAUCACCACCCAUGCACUCCUCUUGAAGUCAUUUGCCUCCCUUGCCAUUCUCUUGCCCCAAAGACAACACUCCUCGACCACCACACUCUAAGAGGUAGUUUUCCUGGGCUCGAAAGCAGGCCCAGCUCACAUUGAAUGCAUUUCUGUCUCGUUCUGCAGUUUUAGCCCCCUUUUAAAGAAGGACCUCUGUUUCCCAAUGAGGCUGUCUCCUGCCUUCCCGCAGGGUCCCCACGAAAAAGAAAGAAAGAAAGAAAGAAAGAAAGAAAGAAAGAAAGAAAGAAAGAAAGAAAGAAAGAAAGAAAGAAAGAGGGAGAGGGAGAGGGAGAGGGAGAGAGAGAGAGAGAGAGAGAGAGAGAGAGAGAGAGAGAGAGAGAGAGAAAGAGAAACCAGCAGGCUUGGUGGGGAUGGGGAGCUGGGUUCCUGACACAGGUGGCAGCUCAGGAAGGUUCUAAUAAAGCUCUUGAAAUGUCCAGAUUCCUUCCUAGCCCAUGCUCAUGUCUCCACUGACUUUGCCUGCAUCCCUACCAAUGGAGCCUCCAUUCCACACAAAGACAAAAGUAAAAGGGGGUUGAAAACUCAGCUGAGACCUCCCCUCUCCUCCCUGCCAAGGCCACAGCAGAGCUCUCUCGAGAUAGGGUGGCAACAGUGGAUACCCCCCAAGAGAACAGAGAUUUCCCACCCUAGUCCCCUGCUUCUCAGAUUCAAUUCUAGUCCAAGGCUAAAGAAAAAAGACAGCAUUUUGGUUAGGACAGGAAUGAAAACUUUACUCCAUUUGGGAGCCCAGAGAACAGACAUUAUUCCCAGAAGGCACUGCCACAAACAAGUUUAUUUACACAAGGAGACAGAGUGUGACAGGAUACAAAAUACUUAACGAGAAUCCAUUCAUUCACGACAGAGCAGGAGUGGGUUUACAUGAGAGUAAGACCAGCCCACAGGGAAAGUGAGAGGCCCGGAGCCCUGGGCUCAGUGCAAGGAGAAUUUAGACAGCACACAAACACACAGCAAACUAGUAACUCCCCAGCUCCCUCAACCCUGCUCAGGCCCCCAUCAGGAUAUGUAAACAGAUUGCUGGGUCCUGGGGAUGGAAGGAGAUAGAGAGAAUGUGGUAUAGGGGAGGAAGAGUUGGCCCCCUAGGAGCCACUUCCCAUCUUUGGUUUCCUACAAGCUAGACCACAAUCACAUGGAAGCCUGUGUGCUCCAGCCUCUGGACACAGGGUUACUGGAAAAGAAGAAGGACAGCCCAAAACUCCCUCCUGCUGAGAGCCCUUCCCCGCCCCCCCACCCUGGGCUUCUGGACAGGGUUCUAGCCCUGUCCAUCCUAGAACCACCUCUUUCACCGUCCCCAGGCUUCAAAGCAAAAAGGCUCUGGAAGGGAUCCGAGUUUUUGUUUUUUUUUUUUUUUUUAAUUUAUUUGGGAUCCAAGUCUUGAUCACUUGCACUUCCACUUCCGGGUGAUGGCUGAGCAAAUUUGGUCUUUAACAUCAGAAGGGCUUGCGUGAACUUGAAACCCUCACACAGAGUCCAGCUUCUCUCCUC